AUGCCUGAAGGUCGCGAGUCUCCUCCUCCUGAACGCCAAUCCGGCCGCCAGCUUCAGGAUCCCACCGGAUCCGGCAAGGCAUCAGAUGCUACCAAAAAAAAUGAGAUAGAUCCUAACCAUCAACUCGAUUGCCUGUCAUCGAACCCCAAAGGACCAAUGGACGACGCACUCGAACACAAGUUUUCCAAGGGAGAAGGAAACUGGACUCCGCUCAACUCUUAG
This is a messenger RNA of Trichoderma atroviride IMI 206040, 222 nucleotides long. NCBI's taxonomy places the organism in Eukaryota, Fungi, Ascomycota, Sordariomycetes, Hypocreales, Hypocreaceae. The record is from RefSeq and is a predicted model, not a curated record.